Kluyveromyces marxianus DMKU3-1042 is the source of this 1767-nucleotide messenger RNA. It is a transcript of the gene HOL1, whose product is annotated as Hol1p. Bases 1 to 1767 code for a protein of 588 amino acids. The record is from RefSeq and is a predicted model, not a curated record. Gene Ontology annotation, biological process: transmembrane transport. The transcript has a single exon. Gene Ontology annotation, cellular component: fungal-type vacuole. Gene Ontology annotation, molecular function: transmembrane transporter activity. NCBI's taxonomy places the organism in Eukaryota, Fungi, Ascomycota, Saccharomycetes, Saccharomycetales, Saccharomycetaceae.
AUGGACCAGUACACCAACAGACACCACCCGGACUUUGUUCCUGGCACGUUCAAUAUCUACCAUAGCGAGUCGCUUGAGAGUGGCCUGGGCCAUGGCCUAGGCCACGGCCCAGCCUUGAAGAAGGACAAGCAUGGCAUCGUCUUGUUCCCACAACCCUCAGACUCCCCCAACGACCCGCUCAACUGGUCAAAGUACCGCAAACUCGCACAUUUCGCCCUCAUGGCUUUCAUCACAGCUUUCACUGCAGCAACAAGCAACGACGCCGGCGCUGCCCAGGACUCCCUCAACGAAAUAUACAACAUCUCGUACGACUCGAUGAACACAGGCGCAGGUGUCUUGUUCCUGGGCAUCGGCUGGGGCACGCUAUUCCUCGCCCCGUUCGCUAACUUGUACGGCCGUAAAAUCACAUACUUGAUCUGUACCGCGUUCGGCCUCAUAGGUGCCGUGUGGUUCGGCCGUGCGUCCAGAACCGCAGACACCAUCUGGUCGCAGCUUUUCGUCGGAAUGAGCGAGUCCUGUGCCGAGGCACAGGUCCAGUUGUCGCUCACAGACAUCUACUUCCAGCACCAGCUGGGGUCCGUGCUAACGGUGUAUAUCUUGGCGACGUCGAUCGGUACGUUUUUGGGGCCCCUCAUCGCGGGGUACAUCUCCGGGUUGACGUCGUUCAGAUGGGUCGGGUACUGCGCUGCGAUCAUCUCGGGAGCGUUGCUUGUGUGGAUCCUGCUCGGGUGCGAGGAGACGUACUUCGAUAGGUCCCAGUACAUGACGCCGCUCGCGUCCCAGAAGGGCUACGAGGGUGUCGAGGACGAUUCCAGCUACCACAACGACGCCGAAGUGGACAGUUCCGAGAAGAAGAUCUGUCUUGUUGAGAAGUUCCCAGAGAAGGAGAAACUACCCUCCUCAUUGGAGAACAGGUUCCCAGGAAAGCGUGAGAACUCCCCAGAAGUGUAUGAAACCGGCGAGGAGUUGAUCGACGGCUCCAAGGAACCCUUGAAACCGUACUGGCAAAGAAUCAGAAUCAUCACCAAAUCAACUGCCCUCAGGGGCUACGGCUUCCGCCAGUACGUCAAAUACAUCGCUUUCAACAUGAGAAUGUUCCUCUUCCCCCCCGUGUGGUUGUCUGGUUUGUUCUGGGGUAUGCAGGACGUGCUCUUGUCUUUCUACUUGACUACUGAGGACAACGAUUUCUACGACGCGCCCUGGAACUACUCGGACUACGGUGUCGCCAUCAUGAACGUGCCCACCUUGAUCGGAGCUGUCAUUGGCUGUUUAUACGCCGGUAUCAUCAGUGACUACUUCGUGCUAUGGAUGGCCCGCAGAAAUAACGGUAUCCAGGAGGCAGAGUACAGACUAUACUUCACCGUCGCAGCUGCGCUCAUCUGCCCCGCAGGGCUUUUAAUGUUCGGUAUCGGUACAGCAAAAGAAAUGUCCUGGCCAGUGAUCUACAUCGGACUUGGUUUCAUCGGUUUCGGCUGGGGUUGCUCCGGUGACAUCGCCAUGUCGUACUUGAUGGACUGCUACCCAGAGAUGGUCCUCGAAGGUAUGGUCUGCACAGCAAUCAUCAACAACAACAUGUCGUGCAUCUUCACCUUCACCUGCUCCUACUGGUUGGACGCCUCCGGUACCCAGAACACCUACAUCGCGCUAGCGGUCUUGUCCUUCGGUAUCUCCUGCCUCGCCAUCCCAAUGUACUUUUACGGUAAGAGAAUCAGAUUGUGGACCAGAAAGUGGUACAACGAGUCUAUCGACAUCAGAGAAGGUCUGUAG